Messenger RNA from Cryptosporidium ubiquitum, 966 nucleotides. RefSeq lists its product as uncharacterized. Bases 1 to 966 code for a protein of 321 amino acids. The transcript has a single exon. Lineage: Eukaryota; Apicomplexa; Conoidasida; Eucoccidiorida; Cryptosporidiidae. The record is from RefSeq and is a predicted model, not a curated record.
AUGCUGAAUUUAUCCCCAGAAAUUAAAUGUCUUGUUAAAAUACAUGCUUGUAGUUUUCUAAAAAAUGCUGCUCAUUCUUUAAAAGAUUUGAGUAGAUUUCUGAACAUUUCGUUUGUUAAAAUAAUUAAUGUGGAGGCAAAUAAUGAGGAACUACUUAAACCGAGUUUAUAUUCAAUUUAUAUCCCUGAUAAUCCUCAUAUUAAACCGUUGGUAAAUGAACAACUGUGGGUUUCUUCCAAGAAUCUGUUGAUGAAUGAAUACUUUCUUAACGAUAAAUUUGAUUUAAUUAACGCAGGAAAUGAAUUGUUAAAGUUAAUAACUUGGUAUCUUUCUUGGAAUAAAAUGCUUGAAUCUCCAAUUACAAGUUUCAGUGCUCAGAAUAACUCUCCAUUUCAAGUAUGUGUAAUUGCUCCUAAUUUACUGUUGGGUUGUGUAAUGACAUAUCCAUACUUGAUUAAAGAAGUUCCUGUAACGGUAUUGCUUUGUACCAGCGCAGAAUACAAUUCAACUGAACAUGGAAUAAACAAAAACUAUUUAGGAUUGUUAAAUAUCAUCUGUUUUUCUGAUUUCAUUUCCACUACGAAAAAACUAUUAAACUACACCCGAAAUUUGGGAUUCUGCACAGUGAUCAUAUGCCCAAAUAUAGAGCUAGAGGAAGAAAUUAUUAUACGUUUGGCACUGGGAGGAAUAUCUGAAAACGGGAACAUAAUAAUUUCAAGACAAGUCGAACAGUUAAGUAGCAUUGAAUGUUCUAUACUAUUUCAAAAAAGAUGUACGAUAUCAUUCUGUAAUCAAAGUUUUAACCCAAUUAGUUGGAUAACGCACUUCGUAAGCAACCAUAUGUUUAUUGAUAGUACGCCUAAUAUUUUAAAUAGUGAAAUCUCAAAAACAAAUAUUGACGGUGAGUGCGUAACAAAGAUAGAAAAUAAAUUAUCAUAUGUCCUCGUUUCUGAUGUUCAAAAUUAG